UGAAAUAAUGCAUUAUAUGAAAAUUAAUUUUAUCGUUUUAAAUUCCAAUUAAAUAUCAACAUUGUAUCUCAUAUAUAUAUGAACAUAUAUGGUAGACUUGGUACAGCGAUACAGGAGCGGCGCUCGCAAAAUCAAGAUGUAAUUAAUGCAAUUAACUCACUUUAAAAAAAAAAAAAAAAAAAAUUGAAAGACGAGUGUCUUCUAUCCUUGUUCUAAGAGUGCCACAGGCAGCGGUCUCUUUAAGAGCCGGCAGUUACGUGUGAAGGCGUCAGGAUUUGGGCUAUACCCCCUCCUUUCAGAGCUUUUCAAAAUCCUCCAGUCAAGCCGGCUGGGUAAAGCAGUAACAACAGACCCGUCUGAGAGAGAGGGAAACCGGGGGAAGCAAGGCAAAGCAGCCGUGACGGGUUUGGGCUCCCAGAAGCGCUUUCUCAGAUUCAAAACAGCGGGUCUUCUUUCUGGGAGGAAAUCUAACACGGGUCGGCUCACUUUUUCUUGGGAAUACUUAUAUUUUUGCACAAGACAUCGGAGGAAGUAAGGAUCUUUCAAGUUGCUCGUGUAAGCGCAGUGGGUGGUGCUGUGCUAUGGGAUGGACGGAGCCCAGCUGGAUGAGUACGAGGUUCGACUGAAAGAACUCUUCGACGGUUUCGACUGCAGUGGCUUGGGAUCCCUGUGCCAGGAGGAGCUCUCGGACCUGUGCCAGGCUCUGCAUCUGGAGGAGGUGGCACCGGCACUGCUGAGGGAACUGGUGCAGGAGGGCAGUCCAUCGGACAGGGUUCAUUUUGAACAGUUUAAGGACGCCCUGAUCAAUGUCUUGUCAACAACGCUAGGAGGGCAGCCGUCGAGUGAAGAGAACAGCCAGGAGCCAGACUCGUCCCAAGCUAACCCCAAGUUCGUGAAGGACGGGAAACGAUACGGGCGUCGCUCGCUCCCUGAGUUCGGAGAGUCUAUAGAAGGGUUUGCUGAGGUCAGCGAGACAGAGCCGGCCGCCCCAGAAGAGAAUCCCCAGAACACCCCCCCUCGGGACGGGUGCAAGCAGUGGAAGACAUCCACGCAGCACAGUGAGGAGUAUGAGGCUGAAGGUCAGCUGCGGUUCUGGAACCCCGAUGACCCUGGCACGCCCCGCAGUGUGCAGCCCCCCUCCCUGGACUGGCUGGAGGAGCGGCUGGGGGCUGUCUGUGAAGAGCUGGGGGUGUCUCGUCAGGGCUAUGCAAGCUGCAGGCAGCUGGUCUCAAUGUGCGAGCAGCUGGGACUGGAGGGGCUGGACGAUGUUUUUAUGAAUCUGGACCCUGACGGGAUGAUGAGUGUCCAGGACUUCAUUUCUGGGGUUCUGAGGAACGGAAAGCACCCCACCCCGUCCGCCUCCACCCCCUACCGGCAGCUCAAGAGACACCUCUCCACACAGCCGUUUGACGAGAGUGGCAGGCGCACGGCCACGCCCUCGGCGAUGACCAGCACCAUAGCUCUGCGGCUCUUCUCGGGGCUGGACGACGGCACGGGCUACACCAACGCUGAGCGGCUGCUGGACGCCUGGCAGGAAGAGGGUAUCGACAACUGCCAUGAGAUACUGCAGGCUCUGGAUUUCAGUCUGGACAGGAAGGUGAAUCUCAGUGAGCUGACGAUCGCACUGGAGAACGAGCUCCAAAUCACCAAGAAUGGGAUUCACCAGGCAGUGCUGGCCAGCUUCAAGAGUGAGAUCCGCCACCUGCUGGAGCGAGUGGACCACGAGAUGAGGGAAAAGGGGAAGCUGCGCUCCGACCUGGACAAGGCUGACCGGCUCAAGACACAGAUGGCCGCUGAGAUGGACGAACACCACUCCGCCAUCGAGCGUCUCGGCAACAGCAACCUCAGGAAGCUGGAGCAGGAGUAUCGGGACAGGCUGGCCGCAGUGAAAGCCGAGCUGACGAGAGAGAGGGACCAGAUCCAGCAGCAAGCCAGCAAGCAGAGGUCUGAGCUGGAGAGGGAGGUGGAGAAGGUGAAGGAGGAGGAGCUGUAUCUGCGAGAUCGCCUCUCACUCGCACACAAGGAGAACAUGCGUCUGGAGGCAGAGCUGCUGGAGAUCACAGAGAAGCUGGUGGAAAGUGAGAACCUGGCCAACAAGCUGCAGAGCAACCUGGAUAACAUCCUCAAAGAGAAGUUUGGUGAUCUGGACCCAGGCAGCGCAGAGUUCUUCUUGCAGGAGGAGCGAUUCAAACGCAUGCGGAGCGAGUGUGAGCAGCAGUGCAGGGAGCUGCAGGACCGUAUUGACGAGCUGCAGGCUGAGUUGGAGGAGUACUCCGCGCUGGGCAGGACAUCCCGCCCCUCCCUCGGACUGUCCCUGACCGAGGAGUUUGACAGCAAGAGCGGCGUUGGUGUGGAGUCAGACCCAGGUCUGGGUUUGGAGGAGGGUCAUCCCUUCAACAUGAGCCUGGAGGCGGAGAUGCUGGUGGAGCAGCUGAAAGAUCAGCACCAGCAGGACUUGGCGAGCGUGAGAGCCGGGCUGCAGAGCAAGGUUAGUGAGUAUGAGCAGCAGGUGGAGGAGCUGAAAGCCGGCCAUGCUCAGGAGCAGAGGGAGCUGGAGCAGCGGUGUCGGGAGGAGGUGGACCGGGUCCAGAACCACAUGCACGAGCUGCAGAGCCAGCUGGAAACCCUGGAGAAAGAGCGCGAGAGAGCGGAGCAGCUUCACAUCGAGGAGAGGACGGAACUGGAGCGGCGGCAAGGGGAGGAGAAGAGCCAGGCCCAGGCCAGGGCCUCCGAGCUGCAGGUCAGAGUGGAAGCUCUGGAGAGCGAGCUUGAGCGAGGAGAGGAGGAGAGACGGCAGCUGGAGAGACGGCACGCGGAGGAGCGAGUCUGGCUGGAGGAGCGCGGUGAGAAGACCCUGCAGGAACGAGUGCAGGAGGAGCGCAAGAGGAAGCGGGCGGAGCUGGAGGAACGAGAGGAGGAGCUUGCGGAGGAGUUCAAGCAGGAGCGAGGCUCGCUGGAGAAGAGGCACCUGGAGACCCUGGAGGAACUGACUCUGAAACACAGCGAGGAGAGACAGAGGCUGACCUGCCGGCUGCAGAGCCUUGAGCAGGAGAUCCUGGAGGAGAGGAAGAAACUGGAAGGCCACUUCAACCAGAAGAUCAGAGAGGUGGAGGCCAGGUUCUCAGGAGACCAGGAGGCGGUUUCAGAGAGAUUCCGGCAGGACAUAGCCCAGCUGGAAGAACGAUAUCAGCGGGAGCUCAAGGAUCUCUCGGAGCAACAUUCCGAGGAGAAGGCUCAGUGGGAAUUCGAGAAGGAGGAGCUCAUCCAUGAAGGCGAGGGAGAGCUGGAACGUCUGUGGGAGGCCCUGGAGCGAGAGAAGGAAGUGGCAUCCCAGGAGCUCAUCCUAGAAAGAGACCUCCUGGAGAAGAGCCACAAAGAAGAGUUAAAUAAUUUAAUCACUAAAAACCACCAGCUGCAGAAGGACCUGGAGGAUCUCGGAGCUGUGGCUCGGGGCAAAGAGACAGAGCUCUGCGAGCAGGUGUCUGAGCUGCAGAACGAGCUUCGGGAACAGCUGGAGGCCAAGGCUGAGCUUCUGGCUCAAGCUGAGGAUAAAGCCCAAAAGCUGGACCGCCUGCUUCAGCAGGCAGUGGGAGACUUUGAGCAGGAAAGGUCCGAGCUGCAGUCUCAGCUCUGCAGCUUGGAGAAGAAGACCAUGGAGGCGUGGGCCCUGGUAGAGGAAGGAUUGCAGGAGAAGCAGGAGCUGGCAACAGAGAUCCGCAAGCUGGAGACCAGAAUACAGGAGCUAGAGCUGGAAGCCUUGACCUUGUCAGAGGGCUACGAAGAGGCCAAGAAGCAAAAUGUGGAAGUGUUUGCCAAGGUCUCAUACCUGACUGAAAGGAUAAAGGAGCUGGAAGGUGAAGCAGAGGCGCUUGCUGGCCUGCAAAGGGAAUCCGAGCAAAUUGAACGGGAGGAAAUCAGCUCGACCUUCAGGAUUCCUGAUGGGACAGUGGUCCAAGUGGAAGAACAGGUUCCCGGAGAAAUCAAGGUCACCGAAGGAGAUGGUGAAAUGCCGGAGGUUGCUUCUCUUAAGAAGAUGAUCAGGGAUUUGGAAAAGGAGACUAAAGUCAUUCCUCAGCUGCAGGAAGAACGCGAUCAAGCCGUGAAGGAGCGUGAUGACUGCUGCACUGAGGUACUGGAGCUGAGUGAGAAACUUCAGGAUCAAGGCAACCUCCGAGUUGAGUUGCAAACAAGGUUAGAGGCAUCUGAAGCAGAGAAUCUGAAGCUCCUGGAGAGAAUUACUGAACUUGAUGAAGCAGUUGAAGGGGAAGAUACCAGAAAGACAUCUGUUGGGGAGCAAGCUGAGAGGAACAAUGAGGAGCUCCACUUGGACAUCUCCAGGAUGACCGAACACACUAAAGAGCUGGAAGACAAAACCAUGCAAGUGAUGGAGCUCCAGAGCAUGUACGAGGAGUGCUGUCUUGAUAAAAGUAGGCUGAGGGAGGAAAAGCUGAAGCUGGAGGAGAGAGUCCUAAGUCUGGAGGAGGAGAGGGAGCAAAGGUUAGGGGACCUGGAAGAGGAGUGCGCCAGGUCUAAAACAGAAAUGAGCAGACUAGUGGAGGAGAACUCUUUUCUCUACACUCAGAUCAGAGAGCUAAAGAAGGAAGAGGAGAUGCUCAGAAGCCAGCACCAGGAGACUGAAAGCAGCAGAAAGAAGGAGGCAGCUGAGGUGAAGGCGAGGAAGGAGGAGAUGCUGCAAGAUCUCAACAUCCAGCUGGAGGCCAAGAUCCAGGCCGUGUCCAAACUGGAGGACCGCUGCGUGGAGUUCGAGCGCGACAACGCGGAGCUGAAGAACACUGUCUCAGACUUGCAGGAGAAAUGCCACAAAUUCCAGGAAAAGAGCCAAGCCCACAGAAGCGAGGCUAGGAGGCUGGCUGAGGAGAAUCUCUCUCUGAAACGGGAGAUCUCUACACUGAAGGAGGACGGAGGUUUUUCGCAGCUGAAACUGAAGGACCUCGGUGAAACUCAGGAGGAAGUGCUGCGCAAGGUGGAGCAGUUUAAGAAGGAGAAGAUGGCGGCGGUGAAGGCUGCAGAGAAUUUUAAGAAGCAGGUGCUGGAGCUGCGGUCCCGUGCUCAGCAGCUGGAGAGCGAGAACGCUGAGCUGGCUCAGAAGAGCGGUCAGAACGCCAAGGACCUCGUGGAGCUGAACCGGAGAAUGUGUGAGGUGCUGCGGCGUCACGAGAACCGUGAGAAUGGCCGCCGUCACCAGCGGGGGGAGCUAGAGAGGGAAAGAGCUGCAUUGAGCGCCGAGCUCAGCCAGGAGAGGAGCAAGAUGGCGGCGUGCAUGUCCACUCUGGAGUCUGAGCUCUGUAGGGUUGAGGAGAGGAGCAGAGUGCUUGAGCAGGAGAAGGCAGUGCUGAGCCAGGAGCUGUCUGCUGUGAAAGAGAAGCUGUCGGGCUCCAGUGACCUGAAGAAGGAACUGCUCAGCGUGGUUUGCAAGAACGAGAAGCUCCAGAAAGAGAAGGAGGCGCUGAGUGAAGAGCUGAACCGCUGUGUGGACAAGGUUGCGAAGAUCGGAGUGCUUGAGAACCAGCUUGCUCAACUCAGACAGGACCGGCAGGCAGUGGAGCAGCACGCACAGACACUGAGGAGCCAGCUCAGCGCUUCCCUGGACAAGGUCCACAGUCUGGAAGAAGCAGUACAGAGUGUCAACCUCCAGAUGGCUAGACUAAAAUCAGACCUGCGGGUCACCCAGCAGGAAAAGGAGGCCCUCAAGCAGGAAGUGAUGUCGCUGCACAAGCAGCUGCAGAACGCCAACGACAAGAACCAGGUUCUGGACCUGGCAGUGCACUCGACCGGCUACCAGAACCAGCAAAAGAAGCUUUACUGGGACGAACUGGCCAGACUGGUGGAGCAGGAGCAGCAGCUGCUGAGGCAGGAGAACGAACGGCUGCAGAAAGAGGUGCAGAACACCAAGGGGGACCUGAACCACUCGAGAGAGAAGAUCAGGCAGCUGGAGGCGAUGAUCCUGACUCUGAAGCAGCAGAAGCAGCAGGGCCAGUCCAGCCUGGUGAAGGCAGUGGAGCAGGAGAAGAGCAGCCUCAAGAGGGAGCUGGAGCAGCUGCACAGGGAGCUCCUGGCAGCCAACCGCAGGGUGAGCGAGCUGAGCGACUGCGAGCGAGAGUUGGAGAGCCUGAAGGUGGAGAACGAGACACUGCGGAGCCGGCAGGCCAGACUGGAGAGCCAGGUACUGGAGACUCUGUGUGAGCAGCUCGGAGGGCUGGUUCCGAGGGAGCAGCUGGUCCAGGCCCAACACAGACUGCUGCACGGGGAGCGUCGCGGGCAGCACCGGCCCGAGGACCUGGGGGGCCGGGCACCAGACAUCAAUGCGCAGCAGGAGGGGGAUGUGCUGCUCAGGAUGGAGGAGCGGAUGAGGAAUGUCGAGCAGAAUCUCCGUAACGUCAAGCUGCUGCUUCAGGAGAAAGUCUCUCAGCUUAAGGAUCAGCUCCACAGGAACACCAAGGCUGACGAGAUGAUCAAGGACCUGUACGUUGAGAACGCUCAGCUCCUCAAGGCUCUGGAGAUGACGGAGAAUCGGCAGAAAGUCACAGAGAAGAAGAACUACCUGCUGGAGGAGAAGAUUUCCAGCCUGAACAAGAUUGUGAGGGACCUGAGUCCCUCGCCCCUCACUGCCGUACCCUACCACUUCACUCGGUCCUAGCACGACCCUACCACCAAAGUUCUACCCAAAACCUGCAUCUAUACCACAACCCUGAACCUACAUCCCUCCUAUACCAAAUUAAUAACUACCCCCCAACCUCAGCACACCCCUACCUUGGAGUUCCUACACACCUUAAUGGUUGUUUUGUUAUGUAAUAGUUGUUCCUUUUACAAAAAAAAAAAAACUGAUUCAAACUCUCGGCUAAACUCUUAGUGGAUCUGGCCCAGUAGACAAAAAAAAAUGAAAUACUUUAGUUUUUGUCCCGAUGUCUGUAAUGGCUUGCAAGGACCAAAAUGAUCUUACACUUUUAUUGUAGAAUAUCUGACUGUGAUGCUGAUCAUUUUUGUCAUUGGGUGGAGCUUUCUAGAGUGGUCCACAGCAAACACUUUUACAUGUGGCUUGUUAGACUGGUAUAAGAAUAGAUUUUCAGAUCUGAAGAUGCACUUUAUGCUGUUUGAAGAAAUCAGUGUUUAUAACCUUGCCUGAAGCUGCCAGAGACGUGAGGCUGCCUCUUUUUGUGGGAGACCUGAAUUUAAAGUAUUUAAAAAGAACAAAGACUGAACUGCCUUUAUUGGUAAUUCUUUUGUUCCUCCUCCUACCGGUGUACAGUAUAUACAAUCCAUGGUGUAUCUGCUUUGAUAUCCACUGUAGUAUAUACAUGUCUUUAUAGCAUAAGAGAUGGUGCAUCAGCGUGGAUUUUGUAUCCAAAGGAAAUACAUCACUGCAUUACAUUCAAGGGUUCUACUCAAAUAGAAAAGGAAUUAGCAAACGCUUGUAUAUUACCUACUGUCUACAAUAGCAUACGCUCCAGUGAAUAAUGAAGUAAACAAUACAUCUGGACAUACUCUAUGUAAAACACAAAAACAAAAUGGUUGUGUUUUUUUCUUUUUUUUUCUCGCUGCAACAGAUGGUUCUGACCUGAAUGACUGACUACAUGAUGAAUGGCUGAAAUUUAAGAAAAGA
Molecule: messenger RNA, 7621 nt
Organism: Polyodon spathula (Mississippi paddlefish)
Lineage: Eukaryota; Metazoa; Chordata; Actinopteri; Acipenseriformes; Polyodontidae
Product: ninein-like
Exons: 30
Coding region: 587-6658 (2023 amino acids)
Biological process (GO): microtubule anchoring at centrosome; centrosome-templated microtubule nucleation; centrosome localization
Cellular component (GO): centriole; ciliary transition fiber; centrosome
Molecular function (GO): calcium ion binding
Source: RefSeq, a predicted model, not a curated record